AUGGGAUUCUCGGGGCCUUGGAUUGCGCUGAUUGAGAGGUGUAUUAGCACUUGCUGGUUCUCGAUCCUCGUUAAUGGCGCCCUGGCAGGCUUUUUCAAAUCCACCCGCGGGCUCAGGCAAGGCGACCCUAUUUCCCCUGCCCUUUUUGUCUUGGCUGCAGAUUAUCUUUCACGUUCUCUUAACAGACUUAUUCUUGGGAACAAAGAAAUGACAUUCAAAGCUACAUGUGGAAGCUUGGAGAUUAGCCACCUCGCAUAUGCUGAUGACAUAAUUAUUUUCACUCAAGCGGCCACGGCAUCCCUCAGGAGACUAAGAGCUUGUCUUGACCACUAUGCAGAGGUAUCGGGCCAAUUAAUCAAUCUCGCCAAGAGCAACUUCUACAUUGCCGAAGCGCAUUAA
Salvia splendens (bonfire salvia) is the source of this 399-nucleotide messenger RNA. RefSeq lists its product as uncharacterized. The record is from RefSeq and is a predicted model, not a curated record. The transcript has a single exon. Bases 1 to 399 code for a protein of 132 amino acids. Lineage: Eukaryota; Viridiplantae; Streptophyta; Magnoliopsida; Lamiales; Lamiaceae.